Molecule: messenger RNA, 2527 nt
Organism: Syngnathus acus (greater pipefish)
Lineage: Eukaryota; Metazoa; Chordata; Actinopteri; Syngnathiformes; Syngnathidae
Gene: galnt14
Product: UDP-N-acetyl-alpha-D-galactosamine:polypeptide N-acetylgalactosaminyltransferase 14 (GalNAc-T14)
Exons: 15
Coding region: 200-1906 (568 amino acids)
Cellular component (GO): Golgi apparatus
Source: RefSeq, a predicted model, not a curated record
CGCACGCUCGCUCGCAGGCUGGAAGCCCUCCCGCAGCUCGCCAGAGUUGAAGAAGCAGCAAGUGGCAAGCGGUCGCUUCUGUUUUGCUUUUUACGAGCGCGUGAGGGAAGGAAGACAAGAUGAGCGCGCGGUUUUGGCGGCGGCGUGGAGCUCGGACGGACUCGGCUCGCUUUCCGGAGGGCGGCUUCUGCUGCCUGGAAUGAAGCGCGCGUGUCGGCGUGCGUCAGUGGCCACGGCGGUGCUGGUGUGGCUCGGGGCGCUCGUCUACCUUCUGCUGCUCAGCCGCAGGAGGCUGCCCGAGCUCGGCGCGGCUCCCGGCGCCGCCGCUGCAGACGAUGGAGCGGGGCAAAGCAAGCAGAUGUCGGACAGCGAGUGGGACGACAUGCUGGACGGCUUCGACGAGCGCGGCUACCUGAGCGCCCGGCGCUGGCGUCCCGGCGACGACCCCUACACGCUCUACGCUUUCAAUCAACGGGAGAGCGAGCGCGUCCCUAGCAACCGAGCGCUCGGCGACACGCGCCAUCACAGGUGCGGCGCCUUGCGCUACGAUGCCAACCUGCCUCCCACUUCCAUCGUCAUCGCCUUCCACAACGAGGCCCGCUCCACCCUGCUGCGCACCGUCAGGAGUGUGUUAAACAGAACUCCCGUUCAUCUCAUCCAUGAGAUCAUUCUGGUGGACGACUUCAGUGAUGAUGGGGACGACUGUCAACUUCUCACCAAAUUGCCCAAAGUCAAAUGUUUGCACAACAGCAAGAGAGAAGGUCUGAUCCGGUCGAGAGUGGGUGGCGCCGAUGCGGCCAGCGCCAAAGUUCUGGCCUUCCUGGACAGUCACUGCGAGGUCAAUAAGGACUGGCUGCCGCCGCUCCUUCACAGAAUCAAAGAGGACCCCACCCGGGUGGUCAGCCCCGUCAUCGACAUCAUCAACAUGGACACCUUCGCCUACGUGGCCGCCUCGGCUGACCUACGAGGAGGUUUCGAUUGGAGUCUUCAUUUCAAGUGGGAGGGUCUCUCGGCUGAGGAGAGGGAUGCCCGCAGCGACCCCACCCUGCCGAUCAAGACGCCCGUCAUCGCCGGCGGGCUUUUCGUGAUCGACACCUGGUGGUUCACGCACCUGGGCAAGUACGACACGGCCAUGGACAUCUGGGGCGGCGAGAACUUUGAGAUCUCCUUCCGGGUGUGGCAAUGCGGCGGAAGCUUGGAAAUCAUUCCGUGCAGCCGCGUGGGUCACGUGUUCCGGAAGAAACAUCCUUACGUCUUCCCGGAGGGCAGCGCCAACACGUACAUCAAGAACACACGGCGCACGGCCGAGGUUUGGAUGGACGACUUUCGCCUCUUCUACUACUCUGCUCGUCCGGCAGCUCGAGGAAAAUCGUACGGAGACAUCGGAGGCCGUGUGGAGCUGAGACGCAAACUCAAGUGCAAACCCUUCAAGUGGUACCUGGAGCACGUCUACCCGCAACUCAAGGUCCCCGACGACUCGGAUUGGCAGUCCGGCCCGAUCCGACAGCGACAGAACUGCUUGGAGUCUCGCCGCGUGGACGGCCAGGAGACGCCCGUCCUCAUGUUGGCGCCGUGCGUGGACGCCGGACGCACACCCAACCAGGAGUGGAUCUACACUGCGGGCCAGCAGAUCCGCCAGCAGCGCCACGGCCAGGUCGCCGGUGCCGACAAAUGCGUGUCGGUCACCGCCACCUUCCCUGCAUCGCAGAUUCUGCUGCUGCCCUGCCACGUGGAAGACGCCAAGCAGCGCUGGCAAAAGUCGGGCACCCACCUGGAGCACAUGGCGUCUCGCUUCUGCCUGGACUCGGCCAUGGCGCUGGACGGGCUGGACUCGUCUCGAAUGCUGGUCAUCGGUCCGUGCGAGCCGGGCACCUCCACGCAGCGCUGGGACCUCCCCUUUUCCUGACCCCCCCCCCCCCCCCCCCCAACCCCACAUCCGUACCUUGCUCACAUAGCCUGGUCUCGGACCCCCAACCUUUGGGCUAGUAGACGACCUCUGGAGCUGUGACGCUUUGUGGACAAGAGACACCAAGUGCACCUUAAAACUCUUCUACUGUCUAUUUCUCAUUUAUUGGCUGUGACACAUUAGGAAGACUUGCACAAGCUCAUUAAAAUUGUUUUGAAUAUUUUAACUACCUGGGGCAACCAAAACAUUAGACCCCCCCCUAUAAAAAAAAAAAAAAAAAAAAAGGCGGGUCACUGUGUACUGAAAGUUGUCUGGCGUGUGUCGUUUUGCACAAAAGCACACGUCAUCUUGUUGUUGUCUGUUAACAGUGCACAUCUCAUCAUGACACACAAAAUGCCAAGCAAAUCUGUUUUGUUUUCGACGAACGGUGUGAUGUUUCUGCUGGCUCCUUUGUGCUGCAGGAUGAGCGCGCCACCUUGUGGUGGUACCAAAGCUUGAUUGGGACUCACUUGCUGUGCUUACUGUCAUUUGUACCCCUUACGAAAAACACAACUGCGCAUGUUUUGUGGUCGACUUGUAUGACGGCUUAUUUUCGUUUCAAUAAAGUUUUAUAACGACUGA